UCUCUCCCUUUAUUCUUCCAGGGUCCUUUCUCUCUCCUCCAUCACACCGUCUCUCUCUCUCUCUAGACACACGCAUACAUCUAGCGUUCGAGUUCACUUCGUCGCCGAUCUUUCUGUCUCGCCACUGGUUUAAGAUUACACUGUCUUUGACAACAGUUUCCAAGAUGGAUAUAAUCUCUCAAUUGCAAGAACAAGUCAAUACGAUUGCUGCUAUUGCCUUCAAUACUUUUGGCACUCUCCAAAGAGAUGCACCUCCCGUUCGUCUCUCCCCUAACUAUCCCGAGCCACCAGCCAACGCUACAGCCACGGAUGAUGCAACGGCUUUGGCAGAGCAACCAAAGGAGCUUGCUGCCACUUUAGUAAAGGCUGCUAAGCAGUUUGAUGCAUUGGUUGCAGCACUUCCAUUGUCUGAAGGGGGUGAGGAAGCUCAGCUGAAAAGGAUUGCUGAACUUCAGGCGGAAAAUGACGUCAUUGGCCAAGAACUCCAAAAACAACUAGAGGCUGCAGAGAAGGAGCUGAAACAAGUCCAAGGGCUGUUUGGACAAGCUGCAGAUAACUGCUUGAACCUGAAGAAACCCAAUUGAAGUGCAUUACCCUCUUUCAAGUUUAAUCCUUUGUUUCUAACCUCAUAGGAUUUCUACUACUUUCAAUAGGAAACCCGAGGAUUUGGUCUGCUGAAAACUUCCAUUUCAGUUUCCUAUCCACAGUGUAAAAUGGUAUCAGUUCUUACCAAACAGUUGCACAGAUAUUGUCUUUCUGAUGGAAAAUUCAUGUGUAUAAUAGUGGUAGCUCUUGCAGCAAAGGAUGGCCUCUUUUACAUCGUUUAAAAGAAAGGGUGAAUAGUGAGGUUGUAAUUGUGAUCAGUACAUAAAAAAGACACUUACUUU
Molecule: messenger RNA, 887 nt
Organism: Tarenaya hassleriana
Lineage: Eukaryota; Viridiplantae; Streptophyta; Magnoliopsida; Brassicales; Cleomaceae
Product: mediator of RNA polymerase II transcription subunit 21
Exons: 5
Coding region: 165-584 (139 amino acids)
Biological process (GO): regulation of transcription by RNA polymerase II
Cellular component (GO): mediator complex
Molecular function (GO): transcription coregulator activity
Source: RefSeq, a predicted model, not a curated record